Pestalotiopsis fici W106-1 is the source of this 1620-nucleotide messenger RNA. RefSeq lists its product as uncharacterized. Gene Ontology annotation, molecular function: DNA-binding transcription factor activity, RNA polymerase II-specific; zinc ion binding. The transcript has 4 exons. Lineage: Eukaryota; Fungi; Ascomycota; Sordariomycetes; Amphisphaeriales; Sporocadaceae. Gene Ontology annotation, biological process: regulation of DNA-templated transcription. Bases 1 to 1620 code for a protein of 539 amino acids. The record is from RefSeq and is a predicted model, not a curated record.
AUGGUCUUCCCAGGACGGUAUAGCACUGGGUGUCAGCGCUGCCGCCAGCGCAAGAUCAAGUGCGACGAGACUAGGCCAUCGUGCAGACGCUGUUAUCUCUAUGGCAAGCCGUGUCCCGGCUACAGCGAUCAGUUCCAUUUUCGCAUACAUGCUGCCAGCUCCAAGGUUACAACACCGCCAAAGGAGGAACUUCCCGAUACACAACAGCCCCGUCGACGGUCUACUUCGCAGCAAAAAGAUGCCACUGGUGUAGUUGUCAAAAACAGCGGGACGCAAGUGUCGCUUGCGCCGUCGCUCGCCAUCUCAUACGAUGAGGUUUCACUUUGCUACUUCAUUCGUCGUUUUGUCACGCCAUGCGAGGCAAAAGACAAUUUCCCCGGCCACCUGAGUUUCCUUCCUAGUCUCUACAGGCACCACGACCAUGGCAUCUUGGAGCUUGCAACGCUCGCAGUCGCCCAGAUGGCGGCCUUUAAUCAAUUCGGCGGCAACACCUUUCGCCUACAAUCUUAUCAGAACUAUGGGCGCACCGUCGCGGUGUUGCGCAACUGCAUCCAAAACGAGAUUGACAUCACUGACGAUAGAGUCCUCGCUUCAGUAAUACUGCUGUGCUUGUUCAAGGAUAUCAGCGGAGAGGACUGGGGCGACCCUUGCGAGCAUGCUUCGGGUCUGUACUAUCUCCUGGAGAGAAGAGGCAUCGAGCAGCUUUGCACCAACAGAGGCUUCGAACUAUUCAUGUUGGCUCUAAUAAAACUACAAGUAUACUCGUUCCUUAGAGGAGAUGACAGGUAUGGCGAUCCCGGAAGUCUAGUCGCGUCGCUCAGUGUGUUCGAUCCGAUGAUGCGCGCCAUGUCACUGAUGACCAGAAGCGUCUCUCUUCGGCGCAGUCUGAUGAUGUGUGAGGAGGUCACAAGUGCGCCUGAAGGACAAGACGAGGCGGGUUGCCUGUCAAGCGAUCAUCUCGACAAUACCGCGCACGAAUCUUCAAUUCUUCUAGAGUGCUUCAAAGCACUCGACGAGUUUGAUAGCUGGGAUGCCGAGGCCGGGGCAUACUGGAAACAGAUAUUUGAAAGCCGCGGUGCGCCACCCGGACUGGGUGAGGUCGCGACCAAGGGGGGCUUCUAUGACCCUGAAACAGCGUGCACCAUCAUAUUAGUCCGAUCCGCGCGGCUUGUCCUGUUGCUGAGCAUUCUGGAAUAUUGGCAGCGUGCCAUUGGCCUGAAUGUCACUGAAGAAGGUGCUUGUAGCAAGUCUGUCGUAUCGGCUGAGCUUGUAUCAUUUCUGGAGCAAAAUACUCGCUCCACGAUUGAUGACAUGGUCUCAUUGGUGCCUUUCGCAUUAGGGGAUGUGGACUCUGAUGGAAAAGCCGUCUCGUUGCCGCACGAAGGGGCUCCCGCGCUUAUCAUCUUGCAACCGAUGAGGCUAGUCACAUAUUGUCCAUACGCAACGGAUCAACAAAGGGCAUAUGGCCGCCACAUACUAGAUCGCUUGAAUCUAGGUAUCGGGGUACGGUCUGCUGUGUCGUGGGAGCAGACUAGAUUCAACACUGUAAGACAUCCUGAGGGACCCCUGGAGACUGGUGCUAGUACUCCUUUGGUGUCAUCUUGUGAUAUAAUGACAUAG